This is a messenger RNA of Hyla sarda, 3627 nucleotides long. RefSeq names its product PHD finger protein 14 (gene PHF14). Gene Ontology annotation, biological process: regulation of transcription by RNA polymerase II. The coding region runs from base 238 to 3627 and encodes 1129 amino acids. The record is from RefSeq and is a predicted model, not a curated record. The transcript has 22 exons. NCBI's taxonomy places the organism in Eukaryota, Metazoa, Chordata, Amphibia, Anura, Hylidae.
GGUACGAGUGUAAGCGCUGACCCUUUUCAAAGAUGGCCGCCAUGGCGCGUCACUUGACCUAGCCGCGCACUUUUGAUUGGCUGCUUCACCCGUGACGUCGCGUGUUGUGCGGUCUGGCUGGGAGGGGCCGCGCCUGCGCAGUUGCUCCGUUGAUGUCUGGCCCUAUUGUGCUGUGUAUAAAGAGUGUGUGACCGGUUCUCUGCUGUUACCUGUGUAUUGUGACGCCCGUCCCCUGCAAUGGACCGGAGUUCGAAACGACGACAAGUGAAGCCUUUGGCAACCUCCCUUCUUGAAGCUUUGGAUUAUGAUAGCUCAGAUGACAGUGAUUUUAAAGUUGGAGAUGCCUCAGAUUCUGAAGGCAGCAUCGGUGGUAGCGACGAUGGUUCAAAAGACAGCGGUGAAUGUUCUGGCACCGACUCUGAAGACGACCUAAAAGACGCUGAUAUGUCAGCAGUUCAUCCUGAAGAAGAGGAAGAGAGAAGAGCCUCUGAAGGAGAAGACGCAGCUACAGGAUACACAAGAAAUGAAGACAAAGUUACAGAUGAUCAGUCUGGGAAAGAAGAACCAAAAAAAGAUGACUGUGACAAACUACAAAAGAAGGAGAGACCCUCAGAGGCCGACAUCACUACAGACGACCAGGCCAAUGAACCGAAGAAAUGGAACCUACGAAGAAACCGUCCAAUGUUGGACUUCAUCACCAUGGAAGAGUUAAACGCCAUGGAUGACUAUGACAGCGAAGAUGACAAUGACUGGAGACCCACAGGCGGCAGGAGGAAAGGAAAAUCUUCUACCGGGGAGGGCAGCGAUGGUGAGGAUGAUGAAGAGGACGAUGCAAGCGAAGAGGAAUCAAAUCAACAAGCCGGCAAUAAAGACGACAGCUGCAGCUCAAGUGACGACGAAGGAAAGAAGAAAAAAAUCAAGAUUCCCAGUAGGAACAGCGGUGAUGAUGAGGAGCUGACGAAUGACAGCUUGACAUUGUCUCAAAGCAAAAGUAAUGAGGACUCACUUAUCCUGGAGAAAAGUGACAAGUGGUGCUCACAGAAAAUGGAUCACAUAUUAAUAUGCUGCGUGUGUCUUGGUGACAAUAGUGAAGAUGCAGAUGAGAUCAUCCAGUGCGAUAACUGUGGCAUAACUGUACAUGAAGGCUGUUAUGGUGUGGAUGGAGAGAGCGACUCCAUUAUGAGCUCCGCUUCAGAGAAUUCUACAGAGCCCUGGUUUUGUGAUGCCUGUAAAUGUGGUGUGACGCCCAGCUGUGAGCUCUGCCCAAACCAGGAUGGUAUAUUUAAGGAGACUGAUGCCGGAAGAUGGGUCCAUAUAGUGUGUGCGCUGUAUGUUCCUGGGGUCGCUUUUGGAGACAUUGACAAGUUACGUCCGGUGACUCUAACAGAGAUGAACUAUUCAAAGUAUGGGGCUAAGGAAUGCAGCUUCUGUGAAGAUCCGCGAUUUGCCAGGACAGGAGUGUGUAUCAGCUGCGACGCAGGGAUGUGCAGAGCUUACUUUCAUGUGACUUGUGCCCAGAAGGAAGGCUUGCUCUCCGAAGCCGCCGCUGAAGAGGAUAUCGCGGAUCCUUUCUUUGCUUACUGUAAGCAGCACGCAGACCGCUUCGAUAGAAAAUGGAAGAGGAAGAACUACUUGGCUCUGCAAUCUUACUGCAAAAUGUCCUUGAAGGAGAGAGAGAAGCACCUCACGCCGGAAGCUCAGGCCCGUAUCUCCGCCCGACUGCAGCAGUACAGAGUGAAGUCCGAGCUGGCGCGAAACACCAGACCUCAGGCGUGGGUCCCUAGAGAGAAGCUGCCCCGCCCGCUGACCAGCAGCGCCUCCGCAAUACGGAAACUUAUGCGCAAAGCAGAACUGAUGGGGAUCAGCACCGACAUCUUUCCGGUGGACAAUGCGGACACCACCUCCAGCGUGGACGGCAGAAGGAAGCACAAGCAGCCGGCUCUCACUUCUGACUUUGUCAACUAUUACCUGGAGAGGAACAUGCGGAUGAUGCAGUUGCAAGAGAAUUUGUCAGAGCAAAAGAACAUAAAAGACAAACUGGAGAAUGAGCAGGAGAAGCUGCACAUAGAGUACAACAAGCUCUGUGAAGCUCUGGAUGACUUGCACAACGUCAGUAGCAGCCUGCGGAACGAGGGCCAGGGCCUUUGGGUUAUGAUGUGCAAAAUUACAAGCCAGUUUCUCAUUAUUAUGUUCAUUUUACCAGGUCAGUGUUUCUGUGGAUUUGCGGGUGGAUUUUGGGAGGCCCCAGCUCUUUCAGCUGCAUUAAGUGUCAAACUGCGCCUGCUGCAGUGCUCGGAGUGCGACCAGGCCGGCAGCAGCGACCUAGAAGCCGAUUUCGCUAUGGAAACUUUACCGAACGGAACCAAGAGAUCCAGGAGGCAAAUCAAAGAACCGGUGAAGUUUGUGUCACAGGACGUUCCUCAAGACACCAAGAAGACUCCUUUAAGGAGCACGAAACCUUGUUUUAGAGGAAGGCGGAAAAGCUCUCAGUUAAAUUACGAACUUUCUGAGGAUGUGAAGAAAGAGAAGUUACCCGUAGAUACCAAGCAAGCAGAGAUCCUACCCGAACAAGCACCGAGGAGCGAGAUGUUGUCGAGAACCCGAGGACAGAAGCGGAAGAGAAGCUACUUGUAUGAAGAAGACAAACCAGAGGAGCGAUCGUCAAGGGAGAGGAGGAGGAGACAACCCAUGGUGUUACAUAAAAAGCUAAAAUCUGAAGAUCUAAGAACUGAAUGUGCAUCGUGUAAAGGCACCGGAGACAACGAAAACCUCGUCAGGUGUGACGAGUGUAAACUCUGUUACCACUUUGGCUGCCUGGACCCUCCUCUGAAAAAGUCCCCAAAGCAGACGGGAUACGGAUGGAUUUGCCAGGAGUGUGACUCUUCUUCUUCCAAAGUGCCUACAGUUAUUGGAAAACUACAACUCCCAGCAUGCCUGGACAGCCAAUUCCUUCCCUGUCACCCUUGUGAGUGUAGUUUCCAUAGUCUCACACGCUUCAGUAUUUCCUGGGACUUUUUUUUUUUUUCUCAAGAAAAAAGGAUUCCGGAGUGCCACCAUAGGUGUGACUGCUUACAAUAUACUUACCAUAGUCAGCAAUGGCAGCCACCUUCUCCUAUGAGUCCCAUUGGGUUCAGUGGCGGGUUCAGCCUUGGGGGAAAAUGGCUUCAAAAUCUGGUGCUUACUGGAGAUAAUAGCAUCAUUCUAGAGCAGUGUUUCCCAACCAGUGUGCCCCCAGCGAGGGUCCACAUUGAAUGUUCUGUGAAGGAAGCCUGUCAACCUGCUGCAGUCCAACGUCAGUCUGCAGCCACAAGCGCACUCUUUGUUAACAUUGAGUUCUUUGGUUGGAAUAUAAAUACCAUCAACAUCAGCCUAUACAAAUACGGUCAACAGCCUCCGAUCCUCUUGGUUUCUGAGCAUCAGGAGCGUUUUUGUAAGAAGUUUGUCUUGGCUGUCAUCUUUUUACUAGGCCUUUAUCCUGCCAUAACACAUUUAGCAGAGCACAAGUAUCCAAUAGAGCGAAUUAUUACUGUCACUAUAGAGACCGUUCUUCGUGGCAAAGUCGCCCAAACUGUGCAAAAAGUACUCAAAAUAGAGAUCUCGGGAAAGAUUAAAGUAGGCGCUCAUUAA